CAUUCUGCCACAAAGAUGGCGGACAUUCAAGUGGAAAGGUACGGUCAUGUGGGAAAUAAUGUCUUUUCUGGAACGCCAUCGCCUUUACCUCGGCCAUAUUUACCGUCCUUACCACCUGCGAAAACCAUCAAGCCUUCUUAUUCAAGGUCAAGAUCCAUGAUUUGUUUACUAGUGCUUUGGAAUUUAUCAACGGCGGCAUAGUGAUAUCUGCAGUGUAUCCGGUGGCGCACAGCCUCGAAGCAGUUAUGAUUUGCCGUUAUGAACUUAUUUUAUCUCUAUUUCUUUCUUCUUUCCAGAUUUCUCAUCGAGGCACCGUUUUCAGCCCUAGCUGGUGUGGUUGCAGAUGCAAGAGAUCCUCCUAAGGUUAGCUUCUUAGAGCGCGCUCACAACAACCUAUAAUUUACAUUGGUGCCAAUUUAAUUGAUUAAUUCCCUUAAUGGCCAAACAUUGGCUUUGUUUUCAUUGGAUAGAUCAUGAUUUUCGGCACAUGAUUAAAAAAGCUGAAUAUCUUAUCUGAUCUUUUUUAAAUUUACGGCUCAAGAAUUUUCUUUUUAUAUCUGUAUUUUUUUUAUUGUUAUUAUUACCACUUCGAUCGUUUAAACAUUGGUCGAUCUGUGUAAUUGCCCCAAAGUCUAAUGUGGAGUGUGAAAUAUUUGAAAAUUUAAAGUUCUGUUGAAUUACAAGAUAAAUGAAGAAUCUUAAACGAAAACAAGUAUUUGCCAGUAUAACUUAAUAUGCUGUAAUCCCUUUGUAAGAGUCAUAUAGGCGGUUGUAUUAUUGAAAAUGAGCUUCUUUUGUACAUGGAAUUAUACUUCAAUUAAUGUUACAUCUUUAAUCAAAACUGUAACAAAAUUUUUGAACGUGAUUGGUUAUCACCAGCCUGAUUUGAGCACUAAUGGGACAGUGUAUGUGUCAUACUUGUAAUUGGACAGUGUAAUAGGACCGUUACAGGGACAGUUGACAAGUCAUCCUUAUGUAAGAGAACAGAAUGUGUCAUGGGCGUGCGCUGUUUUCUUACAUUUUGCCAAGUUAAUUGUGGUUUCUUUUUUUAUGAAAACAUAUAACAGACAUCUAGUUUGACCUAGUUUCUUUCUUGAAUUUUGUCAUAGUUUUUAUUCAUUGGUAACAGGACUUUGUGUCAUCUCAUUCUGUUGGUAAUCAUACAUGUGAUUCACAAAUUGGACUCCCGCUUUGUGGUUGUCUGCUUUUUUCUAUCACUUGUAUGAUUACAGACUGAAUUUGACUCCACUUGGUCUUAUUACCAUUAUAUAUUACAUGUCUAACAGAUAGAUUCCAUGUUGCUGUGCUUCUGUUCAGGAGGAGAUCAUAGAAAAAGUAUAGAAUGAUGAGGCAACGACUAAAAAAUGUCACCCAGAGCAACAUAGAAUCUUCUUGUUUGAUUGAUAUAGGAGCAAAAAUAUGUGUCUGUCCUCCAAGAGAUCUUAAGUAAGAACCAAUCAAAAUGAUGUAUGGUUUAGCUUAUCAAUUAAAGGUGUAUAGAUAACAGUAUAAGUACACAGUAUUAAAUACAGUUCAGUUUGAAUUAGUCAAGUAUCAAGGGUGUACAAAUUUUGUAUGUUGUUGUAGUGAAGGUAUUUAAAGUUCCAGUUCCUUUCUUCCUUAUCUCAGCCCCCUAUAUUGUCACGCAGUAGACACAGAAUUCAAGUUGGAUGCACCAACCGCUGGAGACUUCCAAAUAUGCUUGGCAGUGAUCUUUUGGGCUCAUCACAAGCUCUCAAGUCUGUUACAAGUUCUUAUAAUGAUACAAUAAGGGCAGUCAUGACUGGUAAGCUUAAAGUGGAUUAAUGCUUUUCAUUGAUUGAUAGCAAUUUACACCCACCUUAAGAAACAACCUCCUAUAUAUAUAUCCAACAUCGAAACAUUGGGUCUAUGAAUUGUUACUUCUUUGGUUACAUUCAUAAAAUCUGUAAACUAGAGUAGCAUCAAACCAUAUCUGAUUGUCCACCUGGUUGCCGUGUGAACUUUAAUAUAUUUUAAACCUCUUAUAUGUAGGUGCAUGUCCAAAUUUAGAAAAUUCCAUGCUUAAAAUGCUCAACACAUUUUAAAAAUGUAUUUAUGCUGGUUUAUUCUUAUCUGUGUUUUUACCAUGCAGUUUGGUAAUGCAUGGAACAUGUUUUUUUUUUAUGUGAUUUUAUUUAGAUAGACAAUAAUUUGUCAUUCCAAGGUACAUGUGGGGCAUUCAAAUAAUUUUGAUAAAUAUUUGGAUGACACAACAUUGAGGAUUUGACAGACUUAUGAACAAUAACAGCUGUAUGAGUGAACAACUAAUCAUUACUCAAUUGAAAGUAUAUCAAACUUGUUUUGAAUGAGUUGAAUUAUUGUUAAAUGUUCACCUUGUUCUCUUUCUUCAAUCAGUGGACAUUAAUUAUUCAUGAAGACUCUUUUAAGAGAGUAUUAUGAAAUUAAAUUUAGAACUGCUCAGCUACCUAGGCUGGGAGAGAAAUUUAUGGCAGAUUGGUAACAUUUUGGAACUGAAUCAUGCAUUAAAAUUCCAUUGGCUUGAGUUAAGAAUUAAUGAGCAAAUAAGGUUGGAGAGAAUUUUUUACAAUGCUUUGUUCUUGCAUUAUAAUAGACACUCUGCAUGAAUAACUGAACUCUGUGCUAGUGACUUAAAAAAAAAGUUUCUUUUAAAUCUGAUUCAGUGAAUGGAGAUGUACAUGUAGAUGAUGUUGAUAGCAAAGAUACUUGCUUGUGAACUCAAUGGUUUGAAACUUUAGAGGAACUGACGACAGAUGCAUGUACAGUGUUCAUGUAACUUCCAACCUUUUAAUACGUUUCAGAAUUUCUUAUCUUAUUGGAUUUUUUUCUUGGACACUUAGACACUCCAGAAGUCAGUAGACCAAAUAUUUAUAUUAUUGUCAUGAUUUGAUAUCAUGUGACAUUUUGAUACUUAGAAUGUUUAUCUAUAAUAGGAGUAGCUCAGUUAACUUUCUCUUGGCAAAAUCAUUUUAUUUUAAUUAACUGUUGUGUUUUUCAAUAACUACAAAAGCUGACUGUCCAAUGGCCACAUGCAACCAUGCAGAGUUAGGUGGAGAAAGACUGUACAGGAGUGCAAUACAUUCCCUGAUUUCUCCCAGAUUUCCUAAGUCACAGUCAGCACUUGGUGGAAAUGGUACUAAGGAGUUCGAUCGUUGCCUUAUUCGUUCACAACCAGCCUCAAAUUCUGGAUCGACAAGGUUGGUGUAUUUUGCAUGUGUGCAAAGUCCAUCUCAACCUUUCUUUUAAAAUUGGCUAUAACUGUAUACAUGUGUGGUUAUUCAACUGAGAAGUACAGCUUGAAAGUUCCUUCACAGAUCCCUAUAUUACUUACUGAUAAAAUUCUUGAGGAUUCUUGCAAAUAUUUUGACCUUGAGGAUCUUAAAGGAUCCUUACACAUCUCUUGUAACUAUCUUGACAAAGAUCCUUGUUAGAUCCACAUAAUAUCUUUGACAAGCAAAUAUCUUGAGAAGGUCUUUGAAAAGAACCCCUUUAAGAUCUUUUCAAAGAUCCUUGUUUUGUUCUGUAGGAUCUUGAAGGAUCCCUAGGAGAACUUUGCUAGGAUUUUUUUUUAUGAUCUGUUUAGGAUAUUUGGAGGAUCUUAUCAUAACAAAUGAUUUUGCAUAUAUUAAAUAUCUUUGGGAUCUUUUAAAGAUCUUUGGGAUCUUUUAAAGAUCCUUGUCUUUAAGGACUUUUUGAAGCUCCUUGACAGUACUCACAGAUCUUUAAGAUCAUCUGAUAUAUCUCCAGGGAUAUGUCUUUAAAUGUAAGUUUCAGUAAAUUGAGAUAAAGUUUUAAGAAAGAGAUAAAAGACCUGUAACCAAAGCAUUUAUAGGCCCUGUCAACAUUGAUUUGGUUGUAGGGGGAAAGAGUGGAAAAGUAGAAAAAAUUUCAACUUUUAAAACUGAAACUGCAAAACUUAGAGGAGUUUCCAAAUUUUAUAAAUGUAAUGGUCUCUUAUCUAUUGUUUUUAACUUUUGAAAUACCUCAAACUAAGGUUUAAAUAACUUUCAUUGAGUAUUAGUAACAAUUAUUAACUUACCAAGACAAUGUGCAAGGGUCUUGUCAAAUUUUGGGGUAUGAGACUUAACUACAAUUUCAAAGCUCCACAUUAACACUUGGCUAAAUUGAUAGACCACAUGUCAGGAGUAAGACUGCAGGAGGGUCUCAACAUUUAAGUCAUGCUACAUGCAGAUUCAGUUCCUAAACUUUGAGUAGUAUUAAGGGACAAUUAUUUUGGUAUUUUUUCUCAUUUAAAUGACACUUUAAUUAUUAUAUCCUUAUACAAAUAUAAGAUUAUUGUAAGAUUGAUUUUUAUUAUUUAAAUGUUAUUAUUAGAAACACAAAUGGACACACUGGACUUUCUUCAUUUCAUCUCCAGCAAAUUGACUACCAAAGAAAUGUCAUUCCACCAGCAAUGAGAUCCCCUACUCCAAUGGAAUUGUUUUUGUGCAGGUCUCAAACUGCUGGGCUUCAUAAAGUACCAGGUUCUGAAAUUAACAGUAAUAUUAAGUCUUUUUUCAUCUAUUGUUGUUGAUGUUGUUUUUAAUUUGUAUUGAAAAUUGUUCACAGACUUUGUUGUGAAGCCUCAAAAUGACACAGUCCUAUUGAGGUUUUCCUUGACUGUUUGAUAAAUAAGGCUUUUUCUAGCAAAGUAAAGAUUACACCCAAGUAAGAAAACAACUUUGGGAGCAGCAAUGUAGCCAUUGAUAAUCCUGAUAGUCACAAUUGUUUACCUUGUAGAUGUCAUAGUUUAUGCUUUGGAUACUACUUGGGAGCUCCAUAAACCUUAUCUUCAAAAGUCUUCCAUGCUGAGUGCACUACUGAAAAAAGCAGAAAUGACUGGCAUGAGAGACAUAGAGGAAGAGAAGGAGGAGGAUGAAGCAUUAAGUCCUGGAGAAAUAGGUCUUUAUUCAUUGAAAAUGAUAAGUUAGUGUGUUGCAUUCAGUGUCAAUUAAAACUGAAAGGAUCAUUGAAGGACUGACUAAUUAACCGUGCUGCAUGUUUGGUCAAAAAUAUUUUAUCUGGGGUCAACAGCCAACUAGGUUAUUUUGAACAUUUUCAAGAACACAAAGCGCAAUAUAACUUUUUGAUAUAAUUUUUGAAAAAGGUUCAUCAGAAGGGUCCUUUAGGAAAAAUAUAUAGAAUUAUGAAAUUAUGCCACUGUUGACAAAUUCUCAAUAUUUGCAGUAGGUUCCUCUUAACUCACAAUUCAUAAAGUGUAAUUAAGGUGAGGAUGGCUUGAUUAUGGCUGGUUCAUUUUGAGUCCCUGAACAUGGUUUAGGGAAAUUGCUGUCAUUGCUGUGGUCUUUUAAAAGACUACAGCAAAAUAUUUUGAUUUUUAAUUAGUUUCUUUAAAGUCUUUGAGACUUUCAGUUGCUUUUACUUUUUGUGACUUCAUACCUCUCAAAUUUUUUGGAAACCUUUCCCUUGUUUGACUGAAGUUCCCUGAAAUAUGAAAAUGGCAUCAAAACAAGCUGAAACUAUAAGGAGGAUAUUCCCACAGAGGUCUACCAUAUUUCUUCACCUAUAAUCCGAGACCCUAAAAGUUAGAGACCUUCCAACAGACCUGUAUUAUCCAAAAGAAAAAGAAAAACCAUGGGCUAUACGCUGAGAGUGAAAUUCUUGAUUGUAACUGGCCAUUUGAGUGAGCGAACCCCAUGGAAAACAUUGGGAAAUGGCUCACUGAACACAAAAGCUAAUGAAUGAGAAUAAACAAUAAAGGAAAAAAGCAAAUUGGUGAAGAUGUAAAUACCACUAUAGGACUGCAGAAAUGCAAUAAUACUCUCAGUUACUGUAACCUGACAAAUGUUUCAAUUGAGUAUCUCUUUUGUGACUGUUAUUUUUCUCAGCAUGCCAAAAGCAUGCCACUCCUCAUGUACUAUGGUUUUCAGUAAAAAAAGUUAUUGCGGAAGUUUAAGCUGUAGAAAACAACUCAGAAAUGGUGCAACACUGGAGAAGAGACCAAGUGACUAUUCUUUCUGGUGAGCUUAAGAUGUCUGCAAAACAUCCAAAAAAUGGGCUGUUUCACUGCCAAGUAUUUUGAACCAAGCGAGCAAGUGUGCAGUGGUUUUCAGAGCAGAGAAACCAAAUAUUUUAUUUGUAGUGUGAAAUGAGAAGAGUUUUGCCGAGUUUAGUGCAAUUGUCUUUCAAUGUGUAGGAAGCAAAAAAUCUGAUUGGUGGUCAGAAAUAGGUUGUUGUCAUGACAAUUUUAACAGAGCACUGCAGUACUUUGAAUUUACAUUCAUUUUACAUUAAUAUUGAAUUUGCAAUUGUUUUUGAAUCCCAAAGCCUCGGCUAUAAGCUGAACCCCAUUUCUCAUGAAAAAAUCUCCCAAACUUUUGUGUUAAAUACUGAAAAAAAUUGCUUGGCUUAUAGGUGAAGAAAUACUGUAUCUUGCUUUCAUGAGUAGCCAAUAAGAAUAUACUGUGGGAUUGGCUUUGUCUUGCUAGCCUUUUGAGCUCUUAUUUCUAAUCCAUAAUGGUAUAAUAAAUCAUACAAGUUAAUAGGAAAGUGAGCUGUGUGAGCAGUCUGCAUAUACAUGCAAGUACAGUGACUAUGCUGAACCAGCCCUUAUCAAAAUUUAUGACUGAGUGUACACUCAGUGAAUUAUAAUUUGCUAAUAAUGUCCAUUUUACAGUUGAAAGUAAUCUAGAUGCCUUAAAGACAGCUGCAAGCUCAGCAAACAUGGAUCCUUCUGCUGUGACAUCAGACAUGUCAGUUGGAAGAAGCCGCUACAGCAGUGAGUGGUACAAGAACCAAUUGACAUUCACACUGAGAGUCAGGGAUCAACUCAUCACUAAACAAAGUUAGUAAAAAUUAUAAUUGGGUAAAAUGACAAAGUUGUGUUGUGGCAUGUUUUCAUUUUACUGGUAUGAGGACAUAUACACUGUUCAUGUACCUAUGCAUGAGGUGAUGCAUGAAUUGAUAAAAUGAUUUCUCAUCUACAGUGUACAGUAUGCAUUUUUACAUUUUUAUUUGGGGAUGGUCAAUCCCUUUAUUUUCAUUCCUUAAUAAAAUCAACUUUUCUCGUUAGUAAGGGGCUAUUGUGUUUAUAUAAUAAACAAAAUAAUACAUGGUUGCCGGUAGAUACGGAAUUUCUCUUCUUGUGUUCAAUUAACGUCUCACUUGUUUUUUGUGCUCUCUCACAAGUUAUUGAGUUAAACACAAGAGAAAUUCCAUAUCAAUGUGCACCCAUGUAUUCUUCUCUAUUUAUUAUAAAUGCUCUGAUGAUUAUAGAGAUUUACAUGCUCUGAUUGGUCAAGGAUUGUAUCAAAAUGGCUACCUGACAUUUUUUCAAUGUUACUGAGGUGAUAUAUGCAGUAUAGAAGAAAAUGCUGCUGGUAUGUCUUAUCAAGCAUCUUAUCAAGUGACACCAUUAUAAACAGUUGGACCAUUUUAUCUAGUAUGAUAAUUAAAACAGAUUGGACCAUUUUAAGCAAUUGAACAUUUUUUUUUUUAGUUAAACCAUUUCUACCAAUUGGAUCAUUUUCUUAAGUUAGACUGUUUACUACCAGUUGGACCAUUUUAUGUUUAACUAAACCAUUUCAACUGGUUGGACCAUUUUAACAUGUUUGACCAUUUUAACGGGUUGGAUCAUUUUAACAAGUUGGAUCAUUUUUGAUUGGACCAUUCAGUUCAGGACCACUUGGACCAUUUUAUUUAGGUAGAGAAUUUUUGCCAAUUGGACCAUUUCAACCUGUUGGACCAUUGUAUCUAUUUAGACUGGUUGGAUCCAGCUGAACCAGUUGGACCUUAUGAAUUGGUUGGAUAAUUUUGACUGAUUGGAGCAUUGUAAACUGUUUUACCAUAUUAGGUGGUUGAACCAUUUUCUCCAGUUAGACUACUUCUAUCAGUUGGACUGUUUUCUCUAUUUAGACCAUUUACUACCAGUUGGACCAAUUUCUCUAGUUGGACCAUUUUACUUUGGAAAAUCAGUUUAAAUGGCUAGAGCAUUUUAGCCAGUUAGACUAUUCUCACUAGUUAGACCAUUUCUACCAGUUGGACCAUUUAUUACCAGUUGGACCAUUUUUUCAUGUAAGACUCUUUGACCCUUUUUAAUCAGUUGGGCUAUUUUUGUAGUUGGACUAGCUAAAAGCUGGUUGGUUCAUUUUAGCUGGUAAGGCUGUUUUAAUCAGUUGGACCAUUAUAUCCACUGCCUAAUUUGUUAGGCUUUUUUUCUUAAUAAGUAUGUUGGCCAGGUCAGUUUGAAUGUCUUAAAGGAUCUAUAUUCUGUCAUUGCUUUUAAAAGAUGUUGCAGCUCCUUGAAGUUAUGUAAUAUAAGGGAUAACAACUUUUUUGGGGGGCUUCUGAACAAUGACAUGUCAGCUCUCACAAGGUGGUUUCUAGGAUUUUGCCUAAUCAAGGGUCAAAUGUUGUGCUAAUUUUCUUGUGGUCCUUUGUAGCCACUUUAAAUUUCAACAGCACUUUACUUGACUCUGUCAACUACCUGAUGCUUGAAAUACAUGUUGUUAAAAUAUUGUAUUGUUUCUAAAUCUGCAGCAUUUGCUCUUGCUCUCUCUGCAUUAUAUGAGAAUGACAGUGAAAUGAAUGUAAGUGAGGCAGAUGUUGUUGGUGUCUUGGCUGCUGCAACUUUCUUAGGAUUCACUGCUUUGGAAAAAUUGUAAGAAUCAUCCCUGUUUUUCUUUUUGUGGUAAAACUAAACUUUGUAUAGCUCAUUGUAGUUUUGUGUUUGAAAUGACAAAUGUUUUGAAGAAGUUAUUAUAAAACCUUAACAUGAAAGAGCUUGUUCUGUAUGAUAAUUGUGAUUUUUUGUCUACAUAUUUGAGAAAUUUGUGGAUUUUUCCUGUCUCUAAAAUGUCAUAUCUUUACUUUACUUAGUGAAGAUACUGUUUUAUUCUUCCCAUAUGAGGAUUUUGAUCAGCUGAUUUUAAUUUUGACUAACUGAUUUGCAGCAGCUAAUUAAAUCCAUUUAAUCAAAGAUCUCAAAUUUGAGAUAACAAAAGCUAAACAAACUCAACUCUGAAAAAAAGUGUCUAUGAAAGUGCCUGCAUCAAAUUCCAUGUCAAGGUUAAGUUCUCUCAGAUCUCAUGUGUCACAUGUGAAUACAUAAAACAUACAUGUACCAUUGGGGAGGGAAAGAGAAAUUGAAAUUUGAAACACACCCACCAAAACUUAAGAAAAUUUCAACACUCCACAUAGGAGUUGCCAGUUAUGCUGUCUUGAAUUAGACAUUUAUGUAUUUCAGGUGUGCUGAUGUCAUGUUAAGAUCCAUUGCUGCUUGGUCUGUCUGUGCAUUUCAUGCUGCAGCUUCUAAGGUUUUUUUGUUAAAAUAUUGAGUACACAUAUCUUACUGAUCAAGGCCUUAUGGGAGAAUAUAGAGUAAAGGGUCUCUUUUCUGUGAAUACAGAGUAAAGGGUCUCUAUUCUGUAAAUGUAGAGUAAAUGGUCUCUCUUCUGUAAAUAUAAAUAGUAAAGGGUGUCUCCUCUGUAAAAAUAGAGUAAAGGGUCUCUAUUCUGUGAAUAUAAAUAGUAAAGAGUCUCUCUUCCGUGAAUACAGAGUAAAGGAUCUCUAUUCUGUGAAUAUAGGGUAAAGGGUGUCUACUUUGUGUAGAGGAAAGGCACUUAACCCAGGUUCAAUCUGCAUGCAGCAACCCAAAGGCCACAUAAUAUUAUAACAGAGAGUUUGUGAGGUCCCAACUAAAAUAUUUCAGUGUGAUAAAAGGAAGAAUGGCUUUUUAAGUCUCCAUAUCCACAAAUUGAAAUGGAAUGGCUGUCAAAUGUUCUGUCCUAAGAAACCUUGCAUGAUCACAUGAUGUCAGUGAGUAACCAUUUGGACAUCUGUCUAAUUUUCAUAUAUGAUAUACCUCUUGGAGCACCACAAGUAAUGUCCAGAGUGCUGGCAAUCAAAACUUAUCCUCUUGUACUAACAAAUCUGUGCAAGAGUGCCUAAAAGAAUAAGAAGAGAAAAGACACAAUGAGUUGUACCCAUGAAUUAAUAUUGUGCAAUACUCUUAAAAUUUAGAUCAUUUAUUUGCACCUUUUUAUGCUUGUCUGGACUAAUGGAUGAAAUGGUCUGUUACACAUGUUGACUUCAAACCUUUUGUUGUUGGAUAAAUAUUAUUAUUUCCUCUAGUACAAACAAAGUUCUGUCAUGGAUGCUUGUGAGAGGUGGCUAGAGCUCAAUUUAAUACCACAGGUGGGGAUGUACUUUCUCUUUGCUUUAUUUGUACUACAGUGCAAAUGUACAUGUACAGUGUAAGUUGAAAACCUGUGUUUCUUGUGUUGAGGUCCAUAUUUCUAAGAGACUUCUGAUGUGUAAUUCUACAAAAUUUAAAUGCUUUAAUUUGGAUGGCCACAAAAAAAAGAAAAAAACUUUUCAGACAAAGGACUUCUUUCCCUCGUACCUUGAAGACAUGCUAUAGCAACUUGUGAAUACAGUGUAUGUUAAAUUAUCUUGCAAUAAAUAUUCUCAUCCCUCCCUCAAUCACUUUUGUUGCUUUGGAAUUUGUCUUUAGAGGGAAAAAAUGCUAGAAACAACAUUGAGAAGAGGGGGCAAGGGGGGAAGAGGGAGAUCCUUAAUCGUAGUUGUUUCAACGGUUUUGAGUGCGAUUGUAGUUGCUUUUGUCUGUGUGCAACUUUUGACUACAGAGUCCAUUGUAUAAAUGGUGACUACAAUUAGGCAAGAGUGAUGAGCAUAAGGCCUUGAACAAGAAGUGUGCUGACAUCUAAGCAUGACAGUCAUACUUAAGAUGUCAGAAGUCAAGAAAUAUCAAUUGUGAUAUGGCGUUAUUUUCGGUUGAUUCAAACCCUGCAAGGAUUCCGUGCAAGUGGGAAAAGUGGUCUUGAGUGUUCCUUUUAUUUUUGGUCUAAAAACUAGUAUUGACCCUUUAUACAUUUGGCUGACUGUCAUUAUUGCACGGUCCCCAAGUAGGCUUACAUGUUUGGAUGUCUCAGAAGAAUUGGUUAAAUUGUUAGAGGGCUGGAAUUUGUAGAUAUACACGGUCAAGCUAAUGAAGUCCUAGCUUUGAACUUUGUACAUGAGCAGUUCCUAGCGUGUAAAACUAAAAACCAAGGUGAAUUAAAUAAAUGAGUUACAUGAAAGGUAGCAUUAUGGUUUUACUUAUGUAUUGUUUAUUUGUCAAUUUAAAGGAUAUGUGAUGCAAUUGCAAAACUUUUUUUUACAACUAAUUUUGUUGUAAUUGUCAACAAGAAAAAGAAAGUUUAAUUUUUCGUGAGUCCAACGAAACGCCCUCCUUCCUUUUCUUGUAGCUCUCUGUUCAAAUAUUCUUGAGUCACUUGCCACAGGACCUUCUGGAGAAGUGCUUGAAAUCUACUAAGUAAGUUGUCAAGGAUGUAAUAACUUUAAGAUGUAUGUUUUUUUCCUAUAUCUUCCACUUUUCAUUUAAAAGUUGCUAAUUCAGUCUGUAAUCUUAUCUGCAUCCCACUCUUUCUAAAACUUUCGCGUACAUUGAAUCUGCCGAGAGAAAGUUAAUGAAACUGUAAGAUAUAACUUGUGGACUGAAGACUACGCUUUACCCACUGGGUGUAAAGCACGGUCCAGGAUAUGAAAUUUGGACCAUUCACAUACAGUUAUUAACGUGUAGCGUGAAUCAGCGACGGUUUCUGGUGCAAUAACAUUACUUUUUCGCUGUAAAACAUUUGAAGCGAUAUUUUGCGAGAUCCUGAUCUUGCCAAGUGGCUUUGACUUGUGCGUGUUCAUACCUGUUCCAUGAAAAAGUAGUCGGUAGCUCGUGGUCGGAAGUGCGCGGUCCGCGGUCCGCGGUCCACUGACCGAAUAAUUCGGGGAGACCGUGGCAGUCAUCUUCCAUUUCGUGCCUUUAAAUUCGGCGAACUGACUUGAAAGUUCAGAGUUAGUGCAUCACACGUUAAAGCAAAUUCCUUACCUAGUUUUUAUCUAAAGUUCAGAGCCACUUGAAGUUCUUUCUGUGAAGUAGCUAACUGACCAACCACGGGUCGUCUAAAAGUAGGUUAGUGUGGCGCUAAGAAUUUUGUUUAUAAAACCAAAAGUUUUUGUUACUUUAAAGCUACUUGGUUGAGUUACUUCUUUGUUUGCGCUUACUUGACACAAAACCAGACGACGUUCAAGCUUGGCUGUGGCAUUUCUGUACACUGUUUCCUUUCUUACUACAGGCUUUUCACAUGGAGUGAGUACUCAUUAUACAAAAUGCUGGCUUACUGGAUCUUUCUUCAGCAACACCCUAACUUGCAGGUGAACUUAUUGUCUGAUUAUUAGUAUUGUUUUUUUUGUGUGCAAGAGCAAACUGACCCACACAGAUUUUCUUAAACCUGUGUAUUUCUGGCCUUGGCGGUCUUAAUUUGGUGGAUUUGCGAUCUUGUAGAAACUUCUGCAUUCUUUUUCCUUUUUUUUUUCUCAACAUUUUAUAAUAAAAGUUGAGACUACAAAAGUCAAUCAAGUAACAAUACCUUUCAUACAAUGAAACACUUACACUACAUUACUUGAAAUAAACAAAGUUAAGAUACUAACUGGAUUAGAUUCCCUGGAAUAGAUUCCCUAAUCCAGUGAUGCGAAAUGCAACUUUUGCAUUUUACAUAACUGGAUUAUAGGGAAGCCUAUUCAGCAUACGGUGAAUUGCAACAAUGUGCAGUACUAUAACUUUGAUGAAUCAAUAGCAUUACCCUACCACUUGUUAACCAGUCUGUAACAAGACCAAGUAAUAAUGCUAUUAAAAUCAUUACAGCGUGGUAACAUCCAAUUCUAAGAAUGCAGUGAACCUUCUUCAAUACUCGGUAAACCUUGAUAUAUCUAUUUCACUGUUACUGUGUUUGCCGGUAGUGUAAUCAGAGAAUUGUGGUGACAUGUUCAGAGGCUUCAAGCCCUUUUUUAAACGUUAUUUGUUUUGCGAUAAUCAAUCGCUUUAUGUACAUGUUGUACCAUAAUGGAACCUUUACAGCGCAAGCACGUCAGACCUUUUCCUCUCAGUCUUGUGAAACACUUUUGCUGAACCGAGGUCUUUUUCUUCUCCGACUUCUUGAUAAAAGCAAUAUCUGUUUACCGAUAACUUUUGCCUUUAUCGACCUACAGUUGAUGCCAUCAUGGGGAACUGUUGUUACGUGGUUUAUGAGGUAAAAAAUAAUAAUAAUUGUCGACACAUCGAAUUUAAAAUCAUGUUUAUCUUAUGUAUUUAAGUAUCGCGCAUUUUCAGUAUUGAUUUGUUUGUCAGUCGUACUGAUGAAAAAAACUUCCUCUUACAGUUUACCGAAAAUCACUUCAUUUCUUGAGAGGGAAGAGGUUCGUGUAACUCAAACUGAGACUGCAAACUCAGGUUUUCUUUUUUGGCUUUUCUUGAAUGUUUUUCGUUAUUUUUAUUUGUUUUAACGUUGAUGUAUCAUUUUCAAAUACAUAUGACUUAACUACCCUAGGCGAGUAUACCAUAAUUUUGUGAUAAAGAAUUAUCAUUUUCAUGACCCCUUUCAUGUGGGAACUUUUUGAGCUUUUUUUUAUAUUUGAUUCUUUAGUUGGCAAUCACAGUUGCAAAUGACGCGUACACUGUCCAAUUACACAGGGAUGACUUGUACAUUGUACAGUGACGUUUACACUGUCUAAGCAUGACACGUACACGUCCUAUCCAGUGCUCCAAUAGGGAUGGUGAUAACCAAUAUGUUCGGAAAUUGUAGUAUGAUUUUAAUAAUGUCGAAAACUCACUGCGAAUUUUAGUCAUUGAUCCUGGAGACAAAAAUACCUCGCGUACUUUUUUUCAGCGGCGUGAGAAAUAUCAAAUUAUGUCAAAACAUACGAUGGGUAAUACGCUAACAGAGUUUUAAUGAUACUUCUGUACAGGGACAUGGUUAUAUGAAUUUAUUCAGGGCUGUUAGACUGGCUGGUAUCACAGAAAGUAAGUUGAAGUAGUGUAAUGUUAUCUAUGUGCAAUAAGUUUUGUGCAUGCUUGGGCUAACGUGCGAGUCAUUUUACAGUCAAGCCUUCGUUACGGUCAAGAAGAAAGUCGUUUGUUAGCUAAAUGUUCUUAACGUGGUUCGUUGGAUUUUAUUGGUCAGAUUAGCCAUUCUGUAAUUGGCUGGAAGAAUUCGUUAUUAGUGAUUGGUCAGUGUCAGCCCUUUGGGUUUUCCAGUUCGGUUCGUCGUUAUGUCUUAUCUAUAUUUUCGCCGGCAGCUUCCGUCAACAGCGUUUUUUAAUAACACUUCCUUAAAGGUUGAUGUGAUCGAUGAUUAUGUGUUUUAUUUCAGGUCCUCAGCUUGAUGAGCUGCAAAAGAUGAACCUUGUUCCUCAGAACUGGUUACUUCGUAUCUACAGCCAACAUUAUCACGCGGUAAACCAUUCUUAUCGAUUUCUUGGAAGUUUUGAGUUAUGUCUAAUCAGUGUUGUUAUUCAGAAGUCUUUGCGGGAAAAUCUCGCUUAUCAGCCAGGACGUCCCAUUUUUUGGUAUUGACAUUGCUAUCUCUUACUUAGUUGCAAGGAGGGGGUGAUAUGUCUUUGAUGACGAGAUUUGAACAUGGAGCGCUACGUAAAGGUUUCAUAUUAGAGGAGGUGAGUGUGAAAGUGCUGUUUUCAUUUAGUCAAGUCAUAGGGCUUCGGAAGGGCACAACGAGGUUAAUGGCAGUCUGCGUCACUUCUUUGUGAUUGAAUUAUUCAUUUUACUACGAUUGCAUAAGUUCUGUCAAGGUUGUUGCCGCUACUUUUGAUAAUUCCCGGAUGAGACUAAUGUCAGACUUUGGUUACAAGCAAAUUAUUCUUGAGAAAUGUUUGUUUACAGUGCGUAGUAGUCGUUGACUUUACCCUCAUAAGAGGACAUACAGGCUUGCUAUAUAACGUUUAAAGUUGUUGAACUUUAACCCUUUAUUUUUGUUGCCUUCAGCAUUUGAAGUACCACUCGGAAAUUAUGUCACUUCAUGGAUUUCAUUUUGAAAUUAAAGCAGUCAAAGAUGAAAUGGAUUCCAAAUAUUCCUUCUUUCUCCAGGUUUGUGUAUUUGUUUUUCGCUAUUUUUAUGGUUUUUUUUUCUUUUAUGCUUUGCACGUCUAAUUUUGCGCCUUUCUCUCUGGCUCUCGUUGUCACGAGAUCCUCCUCGUUAAAAAGCCACCUUAAAGCCCUAGAAAGCCUCUAGGGCACAGCCUGCACUACAGGCGUCUUAUUAGGGCGAGUUGACGUUAAGAAGCGCAAACGUUUAUUCAACUGGCCACGUUUGAUUUGGAGGUAGAGUCGACGGUGGAGAAAGGGGGUAGGAAAAGGCGAAAAUUGCGGGUAGGGGUAACAUUCACUCCCCCACCCUCACACCCAUCCCUUUCCUAAUUUUUUUUGCUGUUGCUCACCCCCUUGGUACAAAUUUCUUUCUCUCCUAGCCUUUCGCAGUCAUUAAAAUCAAUUUUCGCUAAGAAAACACUGGGCACUCGCGCGCCAAAAUUACGCCUGCUCUGCAGGCUACCAGGAGCCUUUCACAGCGUUUACAGCAAUUAUUACCGUUUAUGUUGUAGAGAUUAAAGCCAAAUGACCCAGUGCUAUCGUUCAGAGCCUGUGAGCGCCAUACGUUCUCUAUGCGUCAUGAUAGAGAGGUAAGAAUGACAGACACGAUUGCCGUCUGCCUCUUCGGCAACAAAUAUUGUUUCUUUGGUGUAACUAAUUCUGCAUAUCAAUUUUUAUUCAUUCAUUUGCCUUUUUCCCGCAAAUAGGUACGGUAUUGCAUUCGUGUUCAGUGGCUAGACUGCGGAGUAAACAAAGUAUUUUCAACGGGUAAGUCGGUGAAACAUGAAGUGUUGUAGUUGAAAGUUAGAUCAAAUUCUCGGUUUUUCUCUUCACGGCAGCUUACGUAGUUUUUUAUGCGAAGAACCUCGAGAAAUAAAGCAAUUUGAAAUAUAUCGCAGUAAUAUUCCAGAUAAAAGAUAUACAGGUCGUACAGCUUACAAUCUGUUUAGAGGAAACGUUUUGAAUAAGCAGGUAAGUAUCGGUAACUGCUGCUGAGUGCUUGCUGAAAAGAUCGUAGAAAGCGCUUCUGCCUUCAUGCAUGGAAGACGGUCGUUUUUUUAAGUGUUUGCAUCUAGCUUGACAUGACAAAAGUAACCGAUCUCAAUUCGUCAUGAAAGUAUUUGUUUUAAGAAAGUCUGCUUGCAUACAAAUCAAAAAGUGAAAAUCGUAGCGCUCAUGAAUUUCGCGUUUGUUGUCUGUCUUAAUCAGGGUUCGUAUGUAGAGUAAUGCCAAGAUAUUCAAAAGUAAGUCUAUCUGCUCACAUAAGACUCAUAGUUUGACUGUAUUUUUCAAUUGGUUUGUUUAUUUUUCGUUGGAAUUUUUUUUCAGGAAUUCUUUGUCAGAGUUUUGGCUUUUCAGGAAAAGCAAAGCAAUCAGAGGUAAGCCAUGAUGAGUUUUGCGCAGCCAGUGCAGUUGAUAACGCUUACGUGAUCCCACAAAUCGUUACGAGACGAGCUGCAAGAUACUCUCUGCAUUGCGCAAUACGUAGAAAAGGCUUUUCGUUAUAACGUCAUUCAGCGGUCGUUUCACGACGUUGCUCUUGAUUUAAAACCUCGCAACUUUUGCUGUAAAUUUUAAUUUUUUUCUCUGUUGUGGAGGAAAUCGAAGAGAAAACAAAACGUAGACACACUAUUACAGUGCCCUUCCCCUCUUAUCCAGCACUGACCCGAAACCGUUAAAACAAUCUACUAUAAAGUAAGCGCUUUCAAGAAACCGUGGCUGUAGCUAAAUACUUCACGUUUUACACCACAACAUGAAUGCACCUUUAAUCUAUUUUCCAGUUAGACGAAUAUUUAGAUGUAAAGAUGUGUGGAUGUGUAAAAGUGUAGAUGUGAUUCGACUGAAAAUAAAUACUUAACACACUAAUCUAUGUAGAAGCAUAACAACAACAAGAAAAAAGACAAAGCUACAUGAAAUAGAAACGAACUUACCAUUUGUGGCGUUACCAAGUCCGCCAGUAAAACUCUUGGAGUAACCACAGAAUACCCUGCCACUUUGGUCCACCUCAUUAACAUGUGUCGGGAGGCUUUGAAGAUCGAGGCAUAACACAAUGACGCAGGAGCCUAGGCUCCUGAUAUUCUUAUUCAAUGCAUGUAAAUGAGUGGCAGGGUAUUCUGCAGUUUAGCCAAACUAUUAAACAAAAGUAACUCGGUGCCAGCAAAAACUGACGAAACGACUGAAUUAGUUGAAAUCAACUAGCAAUGAGAAUUACCUGACGAAAACAACGCUUACACUGGCGAGAAAUAAAACGCUACUGGCGUUACGUAAUUCUUACAAAAUCUCACCCAAAAACGCGAAGUUAAUUGAAUAGAGACAGAACAUCACAAUGAUAGUUCUAUUGAAAGAAAAAAAUGUAAAAUCAUUUCGCAGUUACUUGACGAUAAUUAGAAGUGCAAAUUUUAGUUCUACAUUGGCUAAUUAUUUAUGCAUUGUGCCUACACAGGUUGUAACAGUUGAUGAUGUACGUAUGCCAUUAUACGUAACCGUGUCGUUGAUGUUCCCUCCAUCCUAGCCUCUUACUCAGAAUUUAAGCUGCAGUUUCUCUGUAUGAUAUGUGAAUAGAAUCUUGUACCUCUGUGGAGUGUUUUCUUUUUGUACAAUUGUAUUCCAUACCUGUACAGAGUGCUUUUGAAAAUAAUUUUUUUUAGUCAAAAUAAUAAGCUGUAUCCUUUGCGAAUAAAGGUAUGCGAAAGUUGCUGGGAAGGUUAUAAUGCAUUGUUUUCUUGAGAACACCUGGAAGGAAGCUUAUACCUCUCAGCAUUGUGGGCUCGUUCUGAUUGGAAAACCAUUGUGAAGCUGACCGUAACUUAAACGGUAUUUUGUGGAGGACUUGGUAGAAGGAAAGCAAGAAAGAAGAGUUUUAAAACUUUUGUACAAGGCCCUGCUGCUUUUCAAUUUUAUCAAAAGACUUGUGAUAAGACGAAGGAAAUGGAC
This is a messenger RNA of Pocillopora meandrina, 17848 nucleotides long. Lineage: Eukaryota; Metazoa; Cnidaria; Anthozoa; Scleractinia; Pocilloporidae. The record is from the annotation of a GenBank genome assembly.